Messenger RNA from Morchella sextelata, 780 nucleotides. RefSeq lists its product as uncharacterized. The transcript has a single exon. Bases 1 to 780 code for a protein of 259 amino acids. Gene Ontology annotation, biological process: negative regulation of transcription by RNA polymerase II; chromatin organization. Gene Ontology annotation, molecular function: chromatin binding; nucleic acid binding. The record is from RefSeq and is a predicted model, not a curated record. Gene Ontology annotation, cellular component: pericentric heterochromatin. Lineage: Eukaryota; Fungi; Ascomycota; Pezizomycetes; Pezizales; Morchellaceae.
AUGCCCGUAACACUGGAGCACUACUUACGAGCGUUCUGCAACUACGAACAAGAUGAUUGGGCAGAGCUCCUCCCGUUGGCGGAGUAUGCUUACAACAACUCGGUUACCACCGCCACGGGUCAAUCUCCGUUCUAUACCAAUUACGGUUAUAACCCAAGAACCAACUGGCCGACGGAAGCCGAAGUGGUCAACCCAACCAGUGACCUGUACGCUCACUUCAUCCGAGGAGUUCAUGAUUCUGCUCUCGUUCGCUUAACAGAUACCAGAGAGAAGAUGGGGAAAUACUAUGAUCGGAAAAGGGACGAACCGCCUAACUUCAAGGUGGGAGACAUGGUUAUGCUCAAUGCGAUCAAUAUCAAGACCCGUCGCUCCACCAAAAAGCUCGAUCAUAAGAAACUCGGCCCGUUCAAAAUCAUCCGACUAGCCGGAAAACGAGCCUGUGAAUUGGAACUGCCACCACAAGUCAAAAUUCAUAACCUGUUCCACAUCGAACUCUUGGAACGUUAUCGACAGAGCAGUAUCCCAGGCCGCGAACAACGUCCCCCAACUCCCGAAGAGGUCGACAAGGAAGGAGAGGUUCUGUAUGAAGUGGAAAGUAUUGUGGGAAGUCGGAAGAGUAGAAAAGGAUUAGUGGAAUACCUGGUGAAAUGGCGGGGCUACUCAAUGAGCGACUGCACUUACCAAGUCAUGGACGUUAUGGACGAAGAUGUACUUGAUCUAGUCCGCGACUUUCAUCGAAGGAACCCCAAGGCCGUGAGGGACCAACGCCUGAGACUAUAG